Molecule: messenger RNA, 4116 nt
Organism: Diceros bicornis minor
Lineage: Eukaryota; Metazoa; Chordata; Mammalia; Perissodactyla; Rhinocerotidae
Gene: C6H1orf198
Product: chromosome 6 C1orf198 homolog
Exons: 4
Coding region: 3-1004 (333 amino acids)
Source: RefSeq, a predicted model, not a curated record
GCAUGGCGUCCAUGGCGGCGGCGAUCGCGGCCUCGCGCUCGGCCGUCAUGAGCGGGAACCGGCCUCUGGAUGACCGGGAGCGGAAGCGCUUCACCUAUUUCUCGUCGCUGAGCCCCAUGGCCAGGAAGAUCAUGCAGGACAAGGAGAAGAUCCGCGAGAAGUACGGGCCCGAGUGGGCGCGGCUGCCGCCCGCCCAGCAGGACGAGAUCAUCGACCGGUGCCUGGUGGGGCCGAGCGCCCCGGCGCCCCGCGACUCCGGGGAUUCCGGGGACUCCGAGGAGCUCGCGCGCUUCCCCGGCUUGCGCGGGCCCACGGGCCAGAAGGUGGUGCGCUUCGGGGACGAGGACAUAACUUGGCAAGAUGAGCACUCUGCCCCUUUCUCCUGGGAAACAAGGAGUCAGAUGGAGUUCAGCAUCUCCUCCUUAUCCAUCCAAGAGCCGAGCUGCGGCACUGCCGCCAGCGAGCCGAGGCAACUGUCCAAAGCUUCUCAGGGCUCACAGGCCCUCCGAUCUUCCCAGGGCAGCAAGUCCUCCAGCCUGGAUGCCCUGGGUCCUGCCCGGAAGGAAGAGGAAGCAUCCUUUUGGAAGAUCAAUGCAGAGCGGUCUCGGGGGGAGGGGCCCGAGGCUGAGUUCCAGUCACUGACCCCCAGCCAGAUCAAGUCCAUGGAGAAAGGCGAAAAGGUCUUGCCUGCCUCUUAUUGGCAGGACCCCGCCCUGAAGGACAGGGAGGUCAAGGCAGAAAGGCCCAACAACCUCCGCCAGGAGCAGCGUGUCCUUUCCAGUGUCAGUGUUGAGCGUGAGAGACCCCAGCCCGUCCAGGCCUGCACCAGCACGUUGAACGAAGCCACCCCCUCCGAGCCCGUGGGGAAACUGCCCUCUCUCAAGGCCAGGCAGGAAGAUAUGGAGGAUGUGGAGGAUGCUCUGUUCUCGGAACCCAUGCCCGCACAGGUCAGCUCAAGUAAUGUCAUCUUGAAGACGGGAUUUGAUUUUCUGGACAAUUGGUAAAAUGUGUUAGACAAAAAAAAUGAAACCAAGAACCCCAAAAUGCUUUCCAAAGUGGUGUGGCGGAGGAGGAUGAAAAAGGGCAGCAUUCCCUUGUAUCUUUUCCUGGUUUCCCUAUACUCUUUUCUUAAUCAUUUGGAAACUGAUAAAUAUUUUCUUGUCCAGAUUUCCAGAUUUUUCCCUUUUUGGUAAGACCAGAUAUCUAUGCUAUUUUCCAUGAUUUAAUAACAGAAGUUUUGCAUUUGGAAUUUUUAAAGACUAUUAGGAAUUCAGUAAAUCUUGUAGAUAAAACUUCUGUUCCAGCUCCACCCAAUUUUCCCCCUUCUCAGAGAAAGAGUUUUCUCGGCCAUGUCACAAAAAUCAUAAAAGUGGUUUCCAUCUUUCUCCUUUAUCCCCUCCCUUUUUUAAAUGUAUGGAGUUACCUUUCGUGGGUGACUGUUGGUGAUGUCCUCAGCAAUAAUGACAUCAGUACACCGGCUGUGACCACGGAAAGAUUUGCCCCCCACGAAUUCUUGCCCAAUGCUCCCCGCUGUCUAGGGCUUCCCUUGCUGAAGCCACGUUUCUCACAUCAUGUGCCGCCCUCCACCCUCGUGUCAUUUCCAGGAAACUGACUGUUGGCACCUGGCAGAGGUCAUCUUUAAGCUGCCCUGAUACUACUCAAACUAUUCACCAUUGUUUAAGAAGAGUUGCAUGUUUAAAAGUUUUGUAUUAACUUUUCAUUAUUUUGUAUCUAGAUUUAGCGAUUGUAGGGCCACCACUUUUCUUGGGUUUGUACCGAUUUCCUUUUGGAAGUUCACUGUUACUUACCUGGCGGGUUGGGUGUUCCCCGUCCUGCAGGGGUAAGGGCAGAUGGCAGGUGUUGCUGGAGGACAGGGCUCUUCUGAUUAGUUGUGUUAGAACCUUCCAGUGUGGGACUGGCAGGGGCAGUGGACGUCCCUCUUCUGGAGGACUGGUCAGACUGUGUCACGAUGGACCCUCCCCCAACCCUGACCAUCAGCAGGAGUGGAAGAGUGGAGUCUCUGCAUCGCCCCAGCAGCGCCUCCUGGAGACUGUUGUGAUCAUAGCAACAGCGUCUCCUGGAGCUGGACUUGGCUGCCCACGGCUUCUCCGGUGGAGGCAGCCCUGAGGCUGCCCAGGGGAGGGAGGUGGCCUGUGCCCCAGUCGGGGUGGCGCGUGGCAGAGUGAGGAGGAGUGUGGGCCUUACCCUGGGAAGCGUGUGCCCUGACCACUGGCCCCUGAGCUGCGUGAGCCUGCAGGACGUGCCCAAACGUGAUCUACACAUUGCCUCUCACUGUGUUCUCCUCACCUGAAGCCUUAAUCCCUGUGAGUCCUGCCUGUGAGCGCCUGGUUUCAACAUCAAAGUGUGUCUUUUUUAAAAUGUCUCUCGGUUUCACAGGACCUUCUGAAAUGAUUUCCAGAAUAUUUUAUCUGCCUCCAAGGUAAAGCACACGACAACUUUUUUCCAGGAAAGUUUCUGCCGGCGCUGUGGCCUAGCCCACUUUGGGUUUGGUUUCUGCCGAUUAUGUUAUGUCCCCAAGCUUCAUUUGGCCCCUUGCAGUCUUGGAUUUGACCUUCCUCCUUAAGGUUACUGAUUGUAUCGUGGCAAAUACAGGUUCUUUCUAUACCAUUUAAGUACAGUUGAAACAUGCAAGGGAAAAAAGGCUUCUAGCAUGGUGGUGAGAGGAAAGGAGCCUAGAAAUCCCAGCUGGAACAGCACGGCAGGGUGCCAGCGCCUCCCAUCAGCCACUGAGCCUCAGAGCUGAUCUUACCACCUGCCUCCACUGCUGGCCUCAAGGGCAGUGGGCUGUUUUAGAACCCAUGCUUGAAAGCAGGGUCCCUUAAAAAAAAGAGAAAGAUGUGCAGACGUGAGUUUGUAUUCCUUAGUGUUGGUAUAGCAGGAAGGAAGGAUCUAUGGCCUGGGACAUUUAGCCCAAGGUGAUCUCUCUGUUCUUUAGGGAUGAUUCUAAUUUCUUUCCCACUUUCUCAUAAAGCCCAAUAACCCCUUCAAGUUCUUCUGGGAGCUGAGAGGAUAUGGGGGUUGUUGAAAGCUUUUGCCUCCUUUAGUACUAUGUGGGGUCCAGUACCCAGCAUUGUUUAUUAUCUUUUAUAACAGCGUUUAAAGUUUCACAUGGUACAGCCUCCUGAGAUUAAAUGUAAGAUCAAGACUUGGCAAAUCCUGGAGGGAGUCCUAAAGUCAUGUUGCCUUGCUCUGCUUUCGGAACUGAAGGAGUGUGAGAGGGAGAAGCGAAGGCCUGGAGGAUGCAUGCUUGUGUGUCUCCAUCCUGCCUGACCUGCAGAGCCUCUUAUAACCCUGGGCAGUCUACGCAAAGAUGGGUCCUUUCCCAGCUCCUGGGAAUCUAUGUUUGGUGUGUCCACAUAAGCAGAAACUAAGUUCUGAUGUUUGCCACCUUUUUUCCCCCAUGUAUCAGGAUGGAGUUUCUAAAACCAGAAGUUUGUAUUUGUGAUUUUUUUUGUGUGUGUGUGAGGAAGAUCAGCCCUGAGCUAACAUCUGCCAAUCCUCCUCUUUUUGCUGAGAAAGACUGGCCCUGGGCUAACAUCUGUGCCCAUCUUCCUCCACUUUAUAUGGGACGCCGCCACAGCAUGGCCUGACAAGCGGUGCGUCAGUGCUCGCCCGGGAUCCGAACCGGUGAACCCCGGGCCGCCACAGCGGAGCGCGCGCACUUAACCACUUGCGCCACUGGGCCGGCCCCGUAUUUAUGAUUUUUAAAAUGCACACUUUUUAGCUGAAGCCUGUAUGUGGUUUUGGAUCCCCACCCUCUCCUCUGCAUCUGGGAUUCAGCUCAAGGAUUCAGUCUUGCUGUGGGUGACUGUAUUUUGUAAAAUCUUUCCCAAGCAGUCAGAAACCAGUCUCAGUUCUUUCGCCUGGGGAUCCCUUCCCCCGCCCUCUGGGUUUGGGAGUGCUGCCUACUUUGGGCAUAGCAGGGCUUUGUCACAGCCCGUGCUGCACCCCACGUGGAUGUCAGGGCGGCCUCCCCUUCUUUGCGCCUCCCUUUCUUUCAUACACGUUUUCAAAAAGGAAAAUUCUUACCGACUACUUGUAACUUGGUUGUAUUUUAUAUUAAUAGCCUUUAAUAAAGCCAUUUAAAAUAUGCUA